Acanthisitta chloris (rifleman) is the source of this 1201-nucleotide messenger RNA. Its product is annotated as unconventional myosin-Vb-like. The annotation marks the transcript as partial. The record is from RefSeq and is a predicted model, not a curated record. NCBI's taxonomy places the organism in Eukaryota, Metazoa, Chordata, Aves, Passeriformes, Acanthisittidae. Gene Ontology annotation, biological process: actin filament organization; vesicle transport along actin filament. Gene Ontology annotation, molecular function: ATP binding; actin filament binding; microfilament motor activity. The transcript has 10 exons. Gene Ontology annotation, cellular component: vesicle; cytoplasm; myosin complex.
UCACACUGUAGCACUGCCUUCUGCAUCUGGAAAGGUGCUUUCCUCAAAUCCUCACGUGGCUGCCUUUGGAAAUGCUAGGACAACAAGGAAUGACAACAGCAGUCGCUUUGGGAAAUACAUUGAGAUUGGCUUCGAUAAAAGAUACCACGUCAGCGGUGCCAAUAUGAGGACCUAUCUCAUGGAAAAAUCUAGGGUUGUGUUUCAGGCAGAGGAUGAGCGCAACUACCACAUCUUCUAUCAGCUUUGUGCCUUGUCAGGUCUUGAAGAAUUCAGAGACCUCAGACUAACAUGUGCAGAAGACUUUUUCUACACUUGUCAAGGAGGUGACACAUGUAUCGAUGGUGUGGAUGAUGCUGCUGACUUUAAGAAAACCAGGCAUGCCUUCACCCUGCUUGGAGUGAAUAAGUCUCAUGAGAUGACCAUUUUUAGGAUAAUUGCAGCCAUUCUGCACCUAGGGAACUUGGAAAUCCAAGAGGAACAUGGUGGUGAAUCCUGUCACGUGUUGAGUGAGAAUGAGCACUUGAACAUCUUCUGCAACUUGAUGGGCGUGGAACACAGCCAGAUGAAGCACUGGCUGUGCCACCGCAAGCUCGUCACUGCAUCCGAGACCUAUGUGAAGAACAUGACUCGGCCUGAAGUGGAGAACGCCAGGGACGCCCUGGCCAAGCACAUCUAUGCCCAGCUCUUCAAGUGGAUCGUGCAGCGCAUCAACAAGGCCCUGCACACCAGUGUCAAGCAGCAGUCCUUCAUCGGUGUGCUCGAUAUCUACGGGUUUGAAAUGUUUGAACAGAACAGCUUUGAACAGUUCUGUAUCAACUAUGCCAAUGAGAAGCUCCAGCAGCAGUUCAACUUGCAUGUGUUUAAGCUGGAACAAGACGAGUACAUGAAGGAAGAAAUCCCUUGGACUUUCAUAGAUUUCUACGAUAACCAGCCCUGCAUAGACCUUAUAGAGACCAAACUUGGUAUCCUGGACCUGCUGGAUGAAGAGUGCAAGAUGCCCAAGGGCACUGACCGGAACUGGACACAGAAGCUGUACAACCGUCACACUGGCAGCCCACACUUCCAGAAGCCUCGAGCGUCCGGCACCUCCUUCAUCAUCCUGCACUUUGCUGAUAAGGUGAAAUACGAGAGCAUAGGGUUUCUGGAGAAGAACAGGGACACUGUGCAUGAGGAACAGAUCGACAUCCUGAAAACCAGCAAG